Aspergillus saccharolyticus JOP 1030-1 is the source of this 1002-nucleotide messenger RNA. RefSeq names its product 6-phosphogluconate dehydrogenase C-terminal domain-like protein. Gene Ontology annotation, molecular function: oxidoreductase activity. NCBI's taxonomy places the organism in Eukaryota, Fungi, Ascomycota, Eurotiomycetes, Eurotiales, Aspergillaceae. Bases 1 to 1002 code for a protein of 333 amino acids. The transcript is spliced from 3 exons. The record is from RefSeq and is a predicted model, not a curated record.
AUGAGCUUGACAGCCAUCGGCAUCCUCUCCAUCGGCGAGAUGGGGUUCGGCAUCGCCCAGCUCCUACGAGCCCACAACUACCGCGUACUCACCUACGCCGCCGACAGAAGCGCACACACCCAACACCGCGCCUGGCUCGCGGAGAUCGAACUGCGCCCCUCCCUACAAGACCUCAUCGACAACAGCGACGUGCUCCUCUCGAUCGUGCCGCCCGAUCAGGCCCUAUCGACCGCCGACCGCAUCAUCGCCGCCGCGUCCGCGCGCCACCUCGUGCGCUCCACUCCGCUGUACAUCUUCGAUCUGAACGCGGUCUCGCCGAGUACAGCGCGGGAGAUGGCCCAGCUGUACGCGACACGGGCGCGUGCGGAGGAUCUGGUAUUUUUGCAGGGGGGAAUAAUAGGGACGCCGCCUCGGCUGGUGGCCACCCCCUCCUCCUCACCGACGACUACGCAUUCAACACCACUACCAGCAACAUCAUCAUCAUCAUCAUCAUCAUGGAAAAAACCCACUAUUAUCCUCUCCGGCCCCGGUCCUCUCCCCAUCCCCCCGACCCUCACCACCAUCCUCAAUAUCCGCCACAUCUCCCCGGAAUAUGGCACGGCGGCUGCGGUGAAAAUGUGUUUCGCGGCACUCACCAAGGGGUUCACCGCAUUGGCCAUCGAAUCCUUCACCACCGCGCAGGGGUUCGGGGUGCUCCCUGCGCUGCGGGAGAUGUUGGCGGAACAUAAACCCGCGAUGCUGGGGAUGGCGGAGCGCGGGGUGGUGGGGAUGCCGUCCAAGGCGUAUCGGUGGGCGGGGGAGAUGCGGGAGAUUGGGGGGACGGUGUCGGAGGGGGGCGGAUUCAGUCCUGAGGUGUUCAAUGGCAUUGCAGAGGUGUAUGCGGCGGUCGCGGCGGAUCCCGUGUUAGGGGAAGAGAGACACAAAGUGAAACGGGAGCAUGGGGUGACGGUGGAGGAGGUGGUGGGCUGUUUACAGGCGAGUUUGAAGGAGAAGACGGAGUGA